AUAAAAAGAAGGCAACGCCGAAAGUUGAAGGCAGAGCAAGAGCAAUCGCCACAAACACAUCAACAAUGGCGAAGAUCGCGUUGGGAGACCACCGGGAGGCGGCGGAGCCCGGUUGCAUCCGGGCUGUCCUUGCCGAAUUCAUCCUCACCUUCCUCUUCGUCUUCUCCGGCGUUGGCACCGCCAUGGCCGCUGAGAAGAUGAUGGGCGGGGACUCGAUCAUGGGGCUGACGGCGGUAGCAGUAGCGCACGCACUGGUGGUGGCCGUGAUGAUCUCAGCCGGGCUGCACAUCUCCGGCGGCCACCUGAACCCGGCGGUGACGCUGGGGCUGGCCGUGGGCGGAAACAUCAGCGUCGUGCGUUCGGUGCUCUACGUGAUCGCGCAGCUGCUUGCCUCCGCCGCUGCAUGCUUCCUCCUCAAGUACCUCACCGGCGGAUUGGACACUCCAGUGCACACUGUAGCAGUCGGGAUGGGCUCUCUACAGGGAGUGAUCAUGGAGAUCGUCCUCACUUUCUCUCUUCUCUUCUCGGUCUACGCCACCAUUGUGGAUCCUAAGAAGCUCAUCCCUCCAGGACUUGGACCCUUGUUGGUGGGUCUUGUGGUUGGGGCCAACAUCCUCGCCGGUGGCCCAUUCUCCGGUGCAUCAAUGAACCCCGCUAGAUCGUUCGGACCAGCCUUAGCCACCUGGAACUGGACCGACCAUUGGGUCUAUUGGGUCGGACCGCUCGUUGGAGGUGGCCUUGCGGGGCUGAUCUACGAUCAAGUGUUCCUGGUGAGGCCAACACAUGUGGCCCUCCCAAGAGAGGACGUGGACUUCUGAGGAGUUAAUUAACUAUGGUUGUAGCUUCUUUGUUUGUCUAAUAAUAAUGCCAUGAAUGUUUAGGCUUAAGCUAGUAAUUUAAACAAACAGGUUGAUGCCUGGCCUUAAUGAAAGCAAGUUGAUGUUUGGAA
Molecule: messenger RNA, 949 nt
Organism: Zingiber officinale
Lineage: Eukaryota; Viridiplantae; Streptophyta; Magnoliopsida; Zingiberales; Zingiberaceae
Product: probable aquaporin TIP4-3
Exons: 3
Coding region: 66-818 (250 amino acids)
Biological process (GO): water transport; transmembrane transport
Cellular component (GO): membrane
Molecular function (GO): water channel activity
Source: RefSeq, a predicted model, not a curated record